AUGGAGAGACCCAGCAGUGACAGUGCGCUGCCAAUAUCGAGUGGAAUGCACAGUACACCAGGGUCGAACACGAAUUUGACAUCACGCCCGACUACGUAUUCAGAGGACUCACCGCGGAAGUCUCUGUCCACCUCGGUUUUGAUUGAGAAGGGUAAACGGGGCGGUUCGACGACACUGCUUGAUCGGAAGAAUUUUAAACAAUUGGUCUUUGAGGAGCUCGGACUUCAGGGAGACGCUGCUGCUUGCCCAGACGAAAUGUUUAAUAAAUAUGUAGAGGCAAGGCUAGUGAAGGAGAAUAUCAGGAAGGAGGAACUACGUCAACGAAAUCUGGAUAGGCUGGACUCUAUUCUGAAAAAGUAUAUUUCAAGUGAAAAACUGACAGAACCUAUCCUGACUCAUAUACUACAACUGGUCGACGACCCAGGGAGCAUACCUGAUUUGAAGAAAAGGAAAAUAGACAAUGUCACCUCUGUCUCGCCAAGGCUGGCGAGUCCCAGAGGGACUCGACCAUACAAGUCGGAUAUACCACCGAUCAAUGAGUUAGGUUUCUCGAAACAGCAGCCCGCGGCGGCACAGUUCCAGCAACCAGGGUUGCAAACGUACCUCUUGCCAGUCCCGGCAAUUGGGAGCACCUGGCAGACCAGUGGGUACGCGGGGGAUACUGGCGGUGGCGCGAUUGCGACUGCGAGUAUCCCACCAAUAGCACAGUACCAGUCGUAUUCAAACUCGACACGAGCGCAACAGACCGGUUACACGCAGGGAUAUGUGCAACAACCAAGCGGCGGAAGCAUACCGAUAAUGGUCAUGCCACCAAAUAAUACAGGGGAGCCAGGUACGAUACCGGACCCAAUUAGCCAAUCACCAUCAUACCUAAACCUGCCCGGAAUAUCGCAGCAACAGGCACACCACCAACAGCCAAUACAUGCAUCUCCCUUUCGACAGACGCAGUCAAUGGACACAAGCAACAAGAGAGGUCAUAGAAGAUCUCAGAGUGCUAUUGUGACUGCCAACGCUGAUUUCAGGUCCCCACAGAGGGCAUCCACGAUAAAUCAAAGACCCGUGAAUUUUUUGAUCCACACCCCCAAGCAUCCGCCACCAUCCUAG
Messenger RNA from Huiozyma naganishii CBS 8797, 1104 nucleotides. RefSeq names its product Pog1p (gene POG1). The transcript has a single exon. The coding region runs from base 1 to 1104 and encodes 367 amino acids. The record is from RefSeq and is a predicted model, not a curated record. NCBI's taxonomy places the organism in Eukaryota, Fungi, Ascomycota, Saccharomycetes, Saccharomycetales, Saccharomycetaceae.